Cucurbita maxima (winter squash) is the source of this 1131-nucleotide messenger RNA. Its product is annotated as protein BRANCHLESS TRICHOME-like. Bases 165 to 1052 code for a protein of 295 amino acids. The record is from RefSeq and is a predicted model, not a curated record. The transcript has 2 exons. Lineage: Eukaryota; Viridiplantae; Streptophyta; Magnoliopsida; Cucurbitales; Cucurbitaceae.
AUGUGACAGUGAAGCCAUUAUUUCCUUUUCCCAAAUCCCACACUCCCAAAAGCAAAAUUCAUGACCAAAGGACCUACCACCACCACCACCACCACCACAACCCAUUACCUUUCUUCACCCUCUUCACGAUUUUCAAAGAAGAAGAAGAAGAAGAACAGAUCAAGAUGAUGAUGAUGAAGGACGAUACUUGUCCAAGCUGGAAACUUUACGAAAAUCCAUUUUAUAUUAGCCCUUCUCAUCGCCAAACGCCUCAUAAAUCCGCCAUUAACAAGCACCUUCAGUUUUAUUGCUUGAAAUUAGCUUCGUCUUCUUCCUUUUGCGAUCUGGUUCCUACCAAAAAGCGAAUGGAUUCUGAGCUCGAUCUUGCUCGUAGCCACAUCGUGGAGCUCAAGACUGAGCUUCGGUAUGAGCGCAAGGCUCGUAAAAAGCUCGAGUCUUUGGCCAAGAGGUUGACUAAGGAGCUCGAUGAAGAGAGGAAACAAAGGGAAGCCAUGGAAUUACUGUGUCAACAGCUUUCACGAGAGGUUUCUUUACAUGAAACCAAGAUUGAUUUGAUGAAGAAGAAGAUUGAAGAUGAGAGGAAGAUGCUAAGGUUGUCUGAGGUUUUACGAGAGGAGAGAGUUCAAAUGAAGCUUGCAGAGGUCAAAAUCGUGUUCGAAGACAUGCUUUCAGAGAUAGAAUCAGGCAAACUAAAACAGACGGCGGCUGACAAUUCCUCGGCGAGUUCCAUCAACAACAAUGCUGUCGGCGACGGAUCUUCACCGGCAGAAUCAACAGCAUUGGACGCCGUCGUGGGAGAGCAGAGAUUAUCCUGCAAAAUGGAGAUUCCGGCGGUGGCAGCUCCGACAAGUGGGUCGCCGGAGGUGGAAAAUAUUAAUCCUCAUAUAGUGAGGGGGAUUAAAGGGUUUGUGGAGUUCCGGCGAGUGGUUCGAACAAAAGGGUCGAAGAGUAGAGAUUCAGAUUCGAAAUUGGAGUGUCAAAAGGCUCAGCUUAGAGUUCUUCUGAAACAAAAAGAAGGGUCUGUCAGAUCCAACAACCUCUUUAUUACCUAAUUUACUUCAUCUCUCUUAUUCAAAUAAUUAGUCUAUUUCCAUAAAUAAAUCAAUUUAGACCUCGGGUGGAUUAACAUGU